Molecule: messenger RNA, 8946 nt
Organism: Bacillus rossius redtenbacheri
Lineage: Eukaryota; Metazoa; Arthropoda; Insecta; Phasmatodea; Bacillidae
Exons: 5
Coding region: 5570-8317 (915 amino acids)
Source: RefSeq, a predicted model, not a curated record
GGUAUCGCUGUCACACGCUCCCGGCCGAGCAUAUGAGGAAACGGCGGUUUCCGCCCCCCGGCAUUCCGGCCAGGUCUGUCCGCCGCGCGAGAUAUAGCGGUGUUCCGUAGCCUCUGUCUCUUUGUCCUUGAGUCUCGUAGGGCCGUUUUCACCAACGCCUCCUAAACACACCCUCAGCAAAGGACUGCUUAAGUUUAGGCGUUACUUAAAGUCAAUUCUCACGAAAUUUGUUUUCACCAUCGUCACAUUCACUUAUGUAGGGGUUGCUUAGUUAGGGACUGGCUUGCCAUAGAGCGAGGGUUCGUACAGAUAUAAGUACUAAUAGUUUUCAGGUUGGUACUUCGAACUUUUUGUCACGUGACAUACAUAAGCCAAUCAAAUAUUUUAACUAAACGGUAAACAAAUAUCUGAUUGUUUAUUAAUUUCGCGGUAAUAGGAUGUUACGAUGUUAGUGUAUUUUCACGGAAAGUAGUAGCUAUAUGGUCGUUGCAAAGUAGUGUGAAAAUGUUUGAAACAAAGAGAAUGAAAACGCAAAACUUUUCUUCUGAUGAGAAAAUGAAGGUGUUGAGCCUAGUUGAGAGGCAUAAAAAUAUAAUAGAAAAUAAGAGGACGGAUGCUGUUUCGAGCAAAGAAAAGGACGCAGCAUGGGAGAAUUUAUCGCUAUUGUAAUUUUGUCUAAGUUUAAACUAAGUUUUAAUAGCAGAUGAAAAUAAAAAAAAUAUAUCAGUUUUUUUCCUUUAGAACAUACAAAAUUCCUUGUAAUAAAUGUUCUUUUAAGACUUUUCAAAAGAAAAACCUUUAAUUACUUCCUUAUUAAAUGAGUUCUUAAAUAAAAGUGGAGUAUGCGAACAUUCUCGAAUGUAUUUAUAAUAAAGGAUUUCACAUUAAGUUCACCUUAAAAAUGUUCCACAACUUCAGCAAUAGCAUUUGUAUCAAAAAUAAAAUGUACACCUUCGGUUAGUUCUUUGUAUUCCUCCACGGCAUCCAUUUUAUUUUUCUUGUUUUGUGACAUAAGUGCCGCUUAAAUAGUUAGGGGCCCGAUUUCCACCACUUAAACUAAGGGAUGCUUAAGAUUACUUAAGAGUUCCUUAACUGUUGGUGAAACGAUUCAAUGUGCUAGGCAGCCCUUACACAUGCCUUAAGCAGCUCUUAAAAGUUAGGGGACAUUGGUGAAACCGGCCAGUAGUGUCGCGUUACCUUCGAAUUACGGUCGAUUACUGUAAGUCAGAAUGUGGCGUUAUGUUGAGCGCAUUACCCACCAUCCCACGUCAUUCUGUCCCCCCGUAGCAAUCCGAGUAACCGAGUUCAGCACAUGUCCUUGUUCACACCAGCGUAUUUUUUUUUUUAAUUUUAAAUUUUUUUUAGGUAAAUUUCGAAGAAAGACUAACUAUUGUAGCCGUUACAAUGGAACGACUUAGGGAAAAUCUUCAUAUAGUUUUUCGUUUCAUGAUCCUUAGACCCCAAUACCAUCGUCAACUAAAAAGUUAUCGGCCGAGUUCGUUAAUGGUCAAAAUUCCAAAAGGGUAGACAUAGGGAUUUUUUUUAAAUUAAAAAUAUCGCUAUAACUCCCAUGAUAUGAAGUUGGAUCGUAUUAUAACUCGUAGGAGUAAUACCAAAAACGUUUGUCUAAAUAAAUUUGUAAUACAACCAAUCAUAACUGCCAGGGGUGGAAAAAACAAGGUUUGAAGAACAAAAAAUUCAUAUUUUUUUUAGUAGGCACACUAUCGAAUCCGUUAGAAUUUUUUGUAAAUUUUUUUAUCUAAUACUUUUGUCUGAAACAAUUUUUGAUGAAACGAAACAUUGCAGCAAGGGGUUGAAAGAACCAGAUGUUGGAAUUUAAAAAAAAUUCCGUUUUUAUUUAAAUUCCUUAAAUUUGGUCUACAACAUUUUUCUAAAGAAAAUUUGUAUGUAAUCAACAAUUACUGCAAGGGGUGAAAAUAACAAGGGUUGAAAGAAAAAAUCGUAACUUUUUUUAGUAGGUAUACUAUCAGAUCCAUUAUAAUUUACUGUAAAAACCCUAACGUUAUCUAAAACAUUUCGCUGAAACAAUUUUUGAUUAGACAAACUAUUACAGUGAAAACAGGAUGGAGGGGAAUGUGUUGUAAUUAAUAAAAUUUCAUUCUUCCGUACUAUCAAAUUUAUUCGAUUUUAUUUUAAAACAUAUUAACAUAAUCGUAAAUAUUUAUACGCUCACGUAUUUAUUUUAUUUAUUUAUUUAUUUUAUACACGAACAAAAUUCAGCGCUAGGCCGGUUUGCAAUUUACUCGUGUUCUUACAUUACAUUGCAUUAUUAAAAAUAAAACACUAUUAUACUGAACAUUGGGGCCACACUAUUGAAUACAAUAAAUUAAAGAAGCUUAAUGAAUAAUAUAAAUUAAGAAAAACAAAAACACUAAAAAAUAUUCCAAAAAAUCACUUGGAAAUAUAAAACAUGAAUGUAAGGGUUCGUAGUUAGGUAUACAAUACAAUAUGCCACAUCUGUAAAAAUAGUCUGUUGUAAUAUUUACUGGGUAGGUCAUAUUUCCAGUGCGCAGUCACCAUUAUUGUGUCAGAGUUGCAGCUGACUGUUGCUUGUGAAGAAGCGUGUUCAAGCAAGGAAUAAAAAAAAAGUGUUUGGAGGUCUAAAUAUUUACUACUACCUUAGUAGGCAUAAUACGAAAAAUUGUUCAAAGCUAUUCAAUGCUGGAUGCAGAGUUAAAAACGUUCCUAACUUUUCGCUGCAUGAAAUAUGAGAAUUUUUUAGAUCAUUUUGGAGUAUCGGAUAUUGGAGAACAUAUAGGAUGUUAUGAACAUUAAGUUUUUUAAAUGUUACAGAAGUUUAUAGAUGUUUCUAGAUCAAGUAGGGACUUCUAAUAUACCUACGCCUGUAGCCUGUGCCGAAACGAGAUUUUCUUUAUGUUUAAACAUCUUAGCUCUCUCCAUACAUGGCAUUUGGUAGGAGUAAUUUCGUCAAAAUGGAACGAAAGUCGAUGGACUGAAAUCCAUCACAAAGAUGGCGGGCCCAUGUGUGGCAACAUAAACCCGUAUAUAGUCACUUUCGUAAAUAUCAAACGUAUUAGUAUAUAUUCAAUGGUAUUAGUGUACCAAAUGAAUCUCUAUGAUAGUGAAACUACCUUGGAAUAAAAUAUUCAUAGGAAAAAGUAAACACAUGUUUUGAAAUACUUAAGACAACUGACAUUGCGAUAAUAAAAAUACAUAUUCUCCUUCUUAAGUCCCUAGAGCAGUGUUUCCCAACCGGUGGUAUGCGUACCACUAGUGGUACGUGAUCAAAUGCUGUCAAAUUAAGUUCCAUUGACUUUAAUAUUGGAAGAUUGAUAUUGGACAAACAGCGUCAAGUUUCACACUAAAAAUAGCUAUUUUUUAUGAAUCUUGAUUUUUGGACUCAAUUAAAAAUAAUUAUCUAAAUUUGAUUGUUUGUAAUGUUGUUCAAUUUUAUUAAUGUAUAUAACUGUUUGUUUUCAGAAUUGUGUGUUAUAAGUAAAACUGCCAUUUUGCAAUAGACAUGAUAUUUUUUCCUAAAUUUCAAAAAUGUCCAUAGCCUGUAUAUUAAUAUCUAAAACUAAAAGAUAAAGUUUGCCUAGUGGUAUACCAAAGUUUCUAAAAUUGUAGAGUGGUAUGCAGUUGCUAAAACGUUGGGUAACCAUGGCAUAGAGGGUUAGUAGCACAGCGGUAGAGCGUGCACUUGGUAACACUCUGGAACAUGGUUCAAAUCUCUUGGCUGGGAAAAGAUUUUUUAAUUUCAGCAUUUUAAAAAUAUAAUAAUGUUUAGUAAGCUCAAUAAAUUUGAGGUUUUGUUUGAACGAAGUAUUUGCAAACUUAUUAAAGUCGUUACAUGUUCUUAGUGUUAUAAUAUGUGUGUUAUAAAAUGUUUCAGGUUAAUAUUUUAGUAAUGCCGUAGAAAUAUGACUUCUAAUGCGCGGAGAGUCUUUAUAGUUUGAAAUAUUAAGUGAAAUUUAACAAGACAGGGAGUAUUUUAAUAAAAUUCCUUGUCGGAAUUCAGGUCCAAAGCUGGAAUUUUAUCGGAACCGCUUUUAAUAGUUUAAAAUUUUCGGGUGUUUUGUGCUGCUAAUUGCUAUCUGUCUUUGAUGGUUGCAAGCAACGUUUACGAUCCAGGCAGCGAAUUCUAGCGGCGGGCGCAGAAAGUACGUGUGUGAUUCGCAUCCAGAAAUGUUGAUAUUUGAAAAGCGACUAUUUUUAUUUAUAACUUUAUUUAUCACUCGUUAUAUUAUUUUAAAUAAUUCUACAUUAAAUUUUGUGUCCGAGAUUGGCAAUAUAAGUUCAUUUGCAACAUGAACAACAUGACAACACGUUAGUUUGCUUGCUACCGAGGUUAAAUGUUUAAACAUCACUGGCGAGUAAAUGAAAGACUCGCUAACAAUUUGUUAAGAGAGCUCUCGUUUUCCAUGCUUUCGGAGCUGAUUCAGUCUCUCAGGAUGUAAGUUCUACGGAGCUUUCAAAACUGCGCUACUCAUCCAUCCACUAUAUAUAAAAAAAAAAAAAAACGCCGCCGCGCGACUUCGAGUGCUUGGACCGCACCCUUCAGCGGUGGAACUCGCAGAAGGACGAAAGUAGAUUUGAAGCAGGGCUAUGAAAAAUGCACGCUGAAUCACGAACCAACUGCAGUGCAUUCACGCCGAUACGAAUACGUUAUAAAUUCAUCCAUUGAAAAUAUCACCCGCACUUUGCUGCUAUAAUACAGACCCAAACUCGACUGAUAAACAUGCAGUUAGAUAGGAUGCUCGAUAAGAAAUGUAACUCCAAUGUGUUCAAAUUACUGAAUUAGACUAUUUUUUGGUUUUAUACAAUUUACAAAAAUUAUUUAUCUUUAAAGUUUGGUAUCAAUGGUAAUGCAUUACUGUCGUAUGAACUUAAGGGGGCUGCUCGCAAAAUAAUUUUUCUGUUUUUCUUUGUAACAUUUAUUCAUCCUGCGAAGAGCAUAGAUUGUACCAAAUUUUAUAUUAUUUAGGCAAAUAGUUUUUAAAUAAAUCGCUAUCAAAGUUUGGUUUUUUUCAAUUUUGCAUUAUACAAAUCUUGAAAACGGGAUAAGAUAUGCCAAUGAAAUUUGGUAUAACUGAAGUAUGUUAAGUAAUCUAUUGAAGGGAUUUAAUGAAAUAGCUCAUAAAUUGUUACGAAAAAAGUGUGCAGGCAUGUAAUUAAGUCAUUUUUCAUUAGACUAUAUAAACGUCAUGGUAAUACUUAUAAGAAAAUGAGAACAUGCACGAAAUGCGUUUGGAUUUAAUUUUAUUAUUACUGUUUCACAAUUCUGGAUUGUAAUAAAAUUUUAGCAGAUUUGUAACAUGCAAGCAGUGCAUGUAUUUUUUGCGCCUGGCAUUCUGAGAAUAUAUCGGAUGCAGCCCGCAGCACUGGAGGCGCCGCGGUGUCUGGUGUUAUCGCGUCUGGAGCCAGCGCAGCUCGGCACGGCCUGGUCUCGUGGCGCGCGCUGUUGCCGCGCUGCCAGCAGGGCAGCAGCCCGUAGCUCCACUCGUGCGGCUAGCAUCGCUCAGUGUGCAACACAAAUAGUGGGUUUUUUUUCCGCGUUUCAGUAGAUUUUAAUUUAUUUUGUUUCCAAAUGGCCCCACAAAAAUUUGUGAAUGGGCGGCCUUAUAGGAAAACAAAAAACAACAAGAAAGCUAGGAUUAAAAAGAAAUUUCACGCAGAGCGAAAAUUGAAAAUUUAUAUUUCACAACAAUGUGAAGGUUCGGAUUCAAAAUUGUGCGCACCUACCGCAUCUACUUCCGAAUGCGUGCAAUUAACUGUUUCUACAGCAUCUACUUCCGGUGAAUGUGAAAUGUACCAAGAAUGUGCAGAUAAGCGUGCUGACAUCAUUCUCCAAGACCUGCCUUCAUCGCCUACGAAUUCUAUUAAUAGUAGUGGCGUUGAUUAUAAUCCAGCCUUAGAUUGGGUUGGCGUGGAAAUAGACGACGAUGAGUUUCCGCCACUAAUUGUUGAAAAUGAUACCACAAAAAGAAGUUUAGACUCUGUUAUUCAAGGACGUCGGAUUGUCAAUCCAAGCUUUCUUCUUCCUCAACUUGAAGCAGUGGGAAAACAUUCCCUUUCAUGUACAACUGGGUGUCUCCGGUUGCGAAAUGAAUCGAGGAGAGGCCUUCACUGUGUGUGGGAAUAUUACUGCGAAGUAUGUGGGAAAAUCCAAUACGUCACGACAGAUGAAAAAACAGUACAGAACAAACCUGAAAUAAAUACGCUCUUGGUUUGGGGAACGUUAUCAUCUGGUUUAGGAUUUACUCAAAUUCAAGAGGUUAUGGGUGUGUUGGACGUGCCAGUUAUGUCUUCCUCUUGUUUUAGGCAAAAUGAAAAAGAAAUUGGAAAGGUGUGGGAGGAGCACUUGGCACUAAAAAUGAAAAUGGCUGGAGAGGAAGAAAGAAAAAUAGCUAUACAAAAAGGUCAUAUUGUAGAUGGUGUACCAUACAUAACAGUUAUUGGAGAUGGCGGUUGGGCAAAGAGGAGCUAUGGCCAUGGCUACAAUUCUGCUUCUGGUGUGGGUGUUUUGAUUGGCGCUGCUACUAAAAAGGUUUUGUUUCUUUCCAUCAAAAAUGCAUUCUGUUCUGUAUGUGCCAGAGCCAAAAAAGACCAAACUGAAAUCCAACAGCAUGAAUGCUUUAAGAAUUAUUGUGGCCCUUCAACUGGCAUGGAGCAGUGCGCCAUAGUUGAAGGUUUCACACACAGUAUACAGCAACAUGGCGUUAUGUACAAGUACUACAUAGGGGAUGGUGACUCCAGUACUUUUUGUAGGAUACAGGAAGGAGUUUCCUAUGGAAGGCAAACUGUCAAAAUAGAAUGUGCUAACCAUGUAACACGUGCAUUCAGCGAGAACGUACAUAAGCUUGCUGCAAACACAUCAUAUCCACUCCAUGUACGUAGAGUUUUGAAAGACAAAAUUAAUGGCGUGACAUGCAUUGAUCGUAUGGUGAUUGGCGUGAGGGCUGCAAUAAAAGAAUCAGGUACGGACUUCAGCCAAGCUUCUGUUGAACGACUGCGUAAAGACUUGCUCAACAACCCUUACCACGCCUUGGGAAAACACAGCAACUGCCGUGAAGCAUUCUGCAAGAAGAAAGAGGAAGAAGACAAAGUAGGAAAGGUUGAGGAAGGAGGAGUCUUGCAGCAAGUUUUUAAAUGCAUCGAUAAUGUCGUUAGGAAGGCUGAUCGAGUUGCAUUCAACGAAACUACAAAUGAAGCUGAAAGAUAUAUGGCUUUAGUAGCUAAAUUCACUGGAGGGAAACGUGUUAACUACACUCUGCAGGGGUCUUAUCACAGACGUUGCCAUGGCGCUGGCCUGGCGCACACCCUUGGAGCCAGUUGGCAUCUCAGUCCUUGGAAGCGCAUGUCAGGGAGAAGCCCAGGGAAGGUGUUCAAGAACAUGUGCAUCUCAAGAAAGAAAAAAGAAAUUGCUCGUUGCCUGCGUCUAUCAGCAGAAGCAAAUGCGAAAGUUUACAAAAAAAAGAAACGCGGAGGUGAUGCUGACCGAGAAUAUGGACCGGAUGCUGCUCAGCCUGACAUUGAUGAACAUACACUGGAGAGAAAAAAGUUAGAUGUAUUGGCAAACUUGAAAUCUGAUGUGGAAACUUCCGAACAAAAGGAAACUCUAGAACGCGAUACAAUUGGACAACACAUUAACAGCAAGUGGCGCGAACAUCGAAUGAACCGCCUCACUGCAUCUAUGUUUGGUUCGGUAAUGUGCAGGCGUGAGAAGACAUCGUGUCAUAAUUUAGUGAAAUCCUUUUUGUACAGAAAAGAUCUUCACACACCUGCAAUUCAGUAUGGGAGGUUAAACGAAUCGGUAGCAAUUAACCUUUACGAGCAACAGCAAAGUGCCGAGGUUCAGAAAUGUGGUCUGUUCGUGGAUAGUGAGCAUCCAUACCUCGGUGCCAGCCCAGACGGGCUUGUAGGAACGGAUAAGUUGCUGGAAGUUAAAUGUUUGUAUUCACUCAAAGAUAAGGUUUUGGAAGAAGCAGUGACUUUGAAGGGGAAAAAAUUGUGCAUUGAGAGUGUAAAUGGGCAGCUGCAAUUGCGAAGAAAUCAUAGCUAUUAUUUCCAAAUUCAAGGUCAGUUGAAUAUUUGUGAUAGGGAGUAUUGUGACUUUGUUGUAUAUGCGGGAGGAAAAAUAAUAGUAGAAUGUAUUGUCAGGGACAAAAUUCUUUGGCAAGAAAAAAUGCUGCCAAAAUUAUCUCAGUUUUACAUGGACUGCAUUCUGCCGGAAAUCGCUGACCCCCGUAUUCCUCGCGGUUUGCCGGUUCGUGAACCAUUGUACAUAACUGAAGCACAAACGCGACACUAUAAAAAGAAAAUCAAUUCAAAAUAAGGAAACUGUACGGUUCCUACCAAUGUCGUUGAUAUUAUAACAUGUUAUAAAAUUAUAUUUACGUUAACUAAUCUGUCAAACUUGUAGAAAAUUCAGUGGUUUCAUUUUCACAAAACUAAAACAUAAAUAUAAUGCAUAAUUUUUGCAUAGUUAACUGCCAAAAUUACAUGAUUUACAAUUUUGGGUAGUACAAAUAAGGAGAAUGAAACUGAUUAUUGAACUGAAGCUGAUAAGGUAUAAAGGCAAUGUUACUGGCCUACAUGGUUUAAAUUUCUUUCAGAACCAGCUAUUUUAUUUAUCAUGGCUGUCAGAAACCUCAAGAAUUAAAUAAUUUUGAAAGACAUGUAAAAAUUAUAAAUUUUUUCUCGGCUACAUUAAAAUCGUAUAAUUAAGUAACCAGUUACAAUUGCUUUUAAAAUUAAAGACGUUUCAGUUCUGUAAUCUUUAUAUAUUUCUCAUUUUUAAUGCUCAAAAAAUGUUGAAAAAGUUCUUUUGAAAGGUAACUGUAAAAUAUGCCCAAUAUAUUAGCUAGAUUUCGUAGAAAUACCGGCUUUAGUCGCCUAUACCAUCGUGCUACUUCCGAAUUUUUUUUUUACAUACUUUUCGUGGUCUGUAGACCCCAAAACCAU